CUGUAAUAGGUAUAUAAACAUAGAUAUUUAGGGUACCUACAUACACCCCCGCAGUUACUUCUCGUCAAUUUAUGGAAGAAUAUAGUUAUCAUUUCACACGUGCCUCAAGUUGCAGACUUUUGCACCAAUAAUAUUGAGUUGCUUGAGAGCAUUUAAUCAAUCAAUUCAUGAUAAACUGGGUGGAACAAUGUUUUGGUUUCCGGAAAACACACAAGAAUCUCCGCUGCAAAAAAUUUAGAACUUGGCAAUAUAAAAAGGCAGGAACAGAUCCCAGAUUUGUUUCUCCAAAAUUUUAAAAACAUCACUUAAGAUCAAUAUUACUAAUUCUAAGAUUUGUUGAUAAAAUUUCGCAAUGAAACUUUCUGCUGCUAUUACCCUCGCUUACCUUGCGUUGUUCGCUCAAUCUGUUGUUUUACCUGACGAGAAUGCCGAAGCUCCUAUUGUCGCUGUUGCUGAACGUUCAAUAGAAGAAGAAGCUGGUAUUGUUGAUAUUGCUGAACGUUCAGUACAAGAAGAAGCUGAUAUUCUUGCCGCUGCACAAAAUUCUGUUCUCCAAGCAAUGGAAGGAGAAGUUGGUAGUGGUGAACUCAGCAAACGUCUUUUUGGUCUUUCUUUUGAUUUAGGUUUCUCCAUCAACAUUCUUACCUUCCACAAUUUCAAGCGUAUUCUUCAUGGUGAUCCGUUAUUAUGCUGGGACCACGGGUUAUACAGACAUGCCAAGCAUUAUAUUGACAGAUACGAUUGCUCUGGUGAUUUCCACCACCCAGAUGGGCCAUAUGGUUCUAACUGGGGUAUAGGUAGCAGUAAAGCUUUUUCUGUUUCUGCUGACGCAGGUUUUGUUGUUGAUAAAUGGUAUGGCCUUGGUAAGAGUAUUGGCUUUGGUAAGAGUAUUAGCCUUGGUGCCAAAGUUUCUUUGAACUCGUUCACCAAUCUUAUUUGGAAAUCAACCCGCAGAGUUGGAUGUGCUUAUAAGGAUUGUCGUCAUAGGGGUCGUGGUUACUUUUACUACUGUAACUAUGACCCAUGUGCUAAUAACCCAUCCUACAGAGUUGUACAAAGCAACAUUCCUCCAAGAAGAAACUAUUAG
Spathaspora passalidarum NRRL Y-27907 is the source of this 1087-nucleotide messenger RNA. RefSeq lists its product as uncharacterized. The record is from RefSeq and is a predicted model, not a curated record. The transcript has a single exon. Bases 353 to 1087 code for a protein of 244 amino acids. Lineage: Eukaryota; Fungi; Ascomycota; Pichiomycetes; Serinales; Debaryomycetaceae.